Messenger RNA from Protobothrops mucrosquamatus (brown spotted pit viper), 1719 nucleotides. It is a transcript of the gene KLHL23, whose product is annotated as kelch like family member 23. The record is from RefSeq and is a predicted model, not a curated record. Lineage: Eukaryota; Metazoa; Chordata; Lepidosauria; Squamata; Viperidae. Gene Ontology annotation, molecular function: protein binding. The transcript has 3 exons. Bases 1 to 1719 code for a protein of 572 amino acids.
AUGGCACUGACUGAGCAGGGGGACUAUACCUAUAGAUACAAAGACCUCUCUCAUCCUAUAGAGUUUUUGGAUGCGUUCAGGACGUUCUAUCUCGAAGGGUUAUUCACUGAUAUUACCCUUCAGUGUGCUCCCGAUGUGCUAUUCCAUUGCCAUAAAGCUGUACUAGCUGCUUGUAGCAACUAUUUCAAAGCCAUGUUUACCUCUGACAUGAAAGAAAAGUCAAAGGAUCAGAUUUAUCUUUCUUUGUUCAGUCCUGCAAUACUAGAAUCCCUGGUGAUGUACACGUACACAUCAGAGAUCCAGAUAACAAAACAAAAUGUUCAAAGCCUCCUUCAAGCUGCUGAUCAUCUUCAGUUCACUUCUGUCAAAAAAGCCUGUGAGCAGUUUCUGAUCAGACAUUUAGACCUUGACAAUUGUUUAGGAAUGCACGCCUUUGCAGAAUUCCACGUCUGCUCAGAGCUGGAGAAGGAAUCCAGAAGGAUAAUAUUGUCCAGAUUUGAAGAAGUGUGGAGACGAGAAGAAUUUCUAGAGAUUAGCAACAAGAAACUCCAGUUCAUUCUCUCCAGAAAGAAGCUUGAUAUAUGGAAAGAAGAAGAAAUGACAGAGCCCAUUGCCAAAUGGAUUGCCUAUGAUGUGGACAGCAGGAUCGAAUACAUUUAUGAUCUGUUGAGGUGUCUUGAAAUUGAUUUAAAUGAAAUGUACUUGAAAUCAGCCCUCAGCUUGUACAAGAAAUACCAGUUAAAGGAAAAUAAAAUCAGAUCUCUAAUACGUAGUGUAUUAAGUCCCAAGCCAAGAGCAGUUACAAAAAGAUCUACCACUAUUAUGUAUGUGAUUGGGGGUUAUUACUGGCACCCUUUGUCUGAAGUGCAUAUAUGGGAUUCAGUAAACAAUGUUUGGGUCCAGGGAACAGAUAUGCCAGAUCACACACGAGAAAGCUAUGCAGUCACAAGCCUGGGACCCAAUAUUUACGUGACUGGAGGUUACAGAACAGACAAUAUAGAAGCCCUUGAUUUAAUGUGGAUAUACAAUUUUGAAACUGAUGAAUGGACUGAAGGCUGCUCCAUGCUUAAUGCAAAAUACUACCACUGUGCAGUUACCUUAAGUGGUUGUAUCUAUACUCUGGGAGGUUAUCGAAAAGGGGCUCCAACUGAAGAAGCGGAAUUCUAUGAUCCUUUAAGAAAGAAAUGGUUCCCAAUUGCAAACAUGAUUAAAGGUGUUGGAAAUGCCACUGCUUGUGUCCUGAAUGAAGUCAUCUAUGUCACCGGAGGCCAUUAUGGUUAUCGGGGAAGUUGCACUUAUGAUAAAAUACAACAGUACAACUCAGAUAUGGAUGAAUGGAGUAUAAUCGCCACAAGUUCGUAUCCAGAAUAUGGAUUAUGUUCCACUGCACUGGAAAACAAGCUGUAUCUUGUGGGCGGUCAGACGACAAUCACAGAUUGUUACGAUCCAGAGCAAAAUGUGUGGACUCAAAAGGCUGAUAUGAUAGAAAGAAGGAUGGAAGGCAGCGCAGUCGUCAUGAAUGGAUAUAUCUAUGUAACAGGAGGCUAUUCCUCUUCCAGAGGGUCAUACCUGCAGAACAUUGAGAAAUAUGAUCCUGAGUGUAAUAAAUGGGAAAUUGUAGGGAAUCUUCCUAGUGCUAUGCGUUCCCAUGGCUGUGUAUGCGUAUACACUGUGUAUGAUAAAGAAAAUGUCACUUCUGUGACUGGAACUACAAGAUAA